Molecule: messenger RNA, 517 nt
Organism: Cucurbita moschata (crookneck pumpkin)
Lineage: Eukaryota; Viridiplantae; Streptophyta; Magnoliopsida; Cucurbitales; Cucurbitaceae
Product: 60S ribosomal protein L37a
Exons: 5
Coding region: 76-354 (92 amino acids)
Biological process (GO): translation
Cellular component (GO): ribosome
Molecular function (GO): structural constituent of ribosome
Source: RefSeq, a predicted model, not a curated record
GGGUUUCCUUGCUUGGCCGUUCAGUCUGCACCAGCGUAUCUCUAGAGGUGUCACCGUUGCAUCCAAGCCUCAACAAUGACUAAAAGAACCAAGAAGGCUGGAAUUGUCGGCAAAUACGGUACCAGAUAUGGUGCUAGUCUGAGGAAGCAGAUUAAGAAGAUGGAAGUCAGUCAGCACAGCAAAUACUUCUGCGAGUUCUGUGGAAAGUAUGCCGUGAAGAGGAAGGCUGUUGGGAUAUGGGGUUGCAAGGACUGUGGAAAGGUGAAAGCCGGAGGUGCCUACACAUUGAACACUGCAAGUGCGGUGACCGUUAGGAGCACAAUCCGAAGGUUGAGGGAGCAGACUGAGAGUUAAAGUUCGAUUUUGUUCUGUCUCGAGUCAUUACUGGUCUGUUUAGUGUAGAGUUCUUGGAAGAAGAUUGUUGGAUGACUUCUAUUUCAUGUCGUGACCCCAGAGCUUAUAAACUAGCUCUGCCUUUUUGGCCACAUUAUUUCUAAUUAUCCUGAGUUUUUAGACA